This is a messenger RNA of Xyrauchen texanus (razorback sucker), 4241 nucleotides long. Its product is annotated as transcriptional coactivator YAP1-like. The record is from RefSeq and is a predicted model, not a curated record. The coding region runs from base 389 to 1717 and encodes 442 amino acids. Gene Ontology annotation, molecular function: transcription corepressor activity; transcription coactivator activity; protein binding. The transcript is spliced from 8 exons. Gene Ontology annotation, biological process: hippo signaling; positive regulation of transcription by RNA polymerase II. Lineage: Eukaryota; Metazoa; Chordata; Actinopteri; Cypriniformes; Catostomidae. Gene Ontology annotation, cellular component: cytoplasm; nucleus.
GUUAGUUAGGUUAGUGAGUGGGCUGUGAUUUUCAAUGCGCAGAACAGUCAUCGCCAAUGUUUGCAUUGGAAGAUCCUUAAACUUUUGGAAAACUCAUACGGACACUGUUAGAAGACUUAAGAGACUUUAGAAUACAUUUUAAGGAUCAUCUUUAGUAGAUAUGCGCGUUUCCAUAUUUAUAGCGGUGUUUUCGGGAAGCAGAAAAAUAGAUCGUUGCCUACUUUUUUUUGCAAGGCUUGGAUAAUUAAUAAAGGGGAGGAACAGGAUCUGGCCUGUUUGGAUUUACCUUUGAAUUUGUAUGGCUUUUUGACUUUCCCGUGUACACUUGUUCAGGCGGAUAGACAGAAGAACAGUUUCUCACAGAUAACACUAUAUUUUGUCUGGAGUCAUGGAUCCGAGCCAGCACAACCCUCCUGCCGGCCACCAGAUCGUCCAUGUUCGGGGAGACUCAGAGACCGAUCUGGAGGCUCUUUUUAACGCUGUGAUGAACCCGAAAAAUGCCAUAGUUCCCCCCUCCGUGCCGAUGAGGAUGAGAAAGCUGCCAGACUCCUUCUUUAAGCCACCAGAGCCAAAUUCGCACUCCAGACAAGCCAGCACGGAUGCAGGUACUGCUAGUACACUCACACCCCAGCACGUGAGGGCGCACUCUUCUCCUGCCUCCUUGCAGCUGGGUGCAGUUUCCCCGGGCGCCCUGAAUAACAUGGGUCAAGCAAACCCCCCACCUCAACACCUCCGUCAGUCCUCUUUCGAGAUACCCGAUGAUGUGCCGCUACCGCCAGGCUGGGAGAUGGCCAAGACUCCCUCGGGCCAGAGAUACUUCCUUAACCAUCAUGACCAGACGACAACCUGGCAAGACCCUCGUAAAGCCCUCCUUCAAUUAAACCAAGCCGCCCCGGCCAGCCCAGUGCCUGUGCAGCAACAGAACAUCAUGAACCCUGCCUCAGGUCCUCUUCCUGAUUGCUGGGAGCAAGCCAUUACCUCAGAAGGAGAGAUCUACUACAUAAAUCACAAGAACAAAACCACCUCUUGGCUGGACCCAAGACUUGACCCACGUUUUGCUAUCAACCAGCAGCGAAUUUCCCAGAGUGCUCCAGUGAAGCAAGGCUCCCAGUUGCCCUCCAGCCCACAGAAUGGAGUGAUAGGAGGAAACAACCAGAUCAGACUGCAGCAGAUCCAGAUGGAGAAAGAGAGACUGAGACUCAAACAAGAGCUCCUUCGCCAGAGACCCCAGGAGCUGGCACUGAGAAACCAGCUGCCAACCAGCAUGGAGCAGGAUGGGGGUACUCCGAAUCCUGUGUCCUCGCCCGUCAUGGGCCAAGAUGCCCGUAACAUGACAACCAACAGCUCUGACCCUUUCUUAAACAGUGGGACGUAUCACUCCAGGGACGAGAGCACAGACAGUGGCCUGAGCAUGAGCAGUUACAGCGUCCCCCGCACUCCAGACGACUUCCUCAACAGUGUGGAUGAGAUGGAGACAGGUGAUACCCUUGUCCCUGGUUCCAUUGCAACACAGCCCACCCGAUUCCCUGACUACCUGGAUACUAUCCCAGGCACGGAUGUGGACCUGGGCACCCUAGAGAGCGAGAGCAUGGCAGUCGAGGGUGAGGAGCUGAUGCCCAGCCUCCAGGAAGCCCUGAGCUCUGACAUCCUUAAUGACAUGGAGUCUGUGCUGGCAGCUACCAAGAUCGACAAGGAGAACUUUCUAACCUGGCUAUAAAGCUCCUGAAUCCACACUACGCCUUCUCUUCCAACAUGCUGAACUGCUGCCUAGUCCAAUCUGUGAAGGAUGUGUAGAUGCUUAGAGUUGAAAAGAAAAGACAUUUCACCUUACUGGACAACUUUCUUUUUUCUUUCUCAUCUUCCAUUCACUACGUUCGGCCGAAUUGGUUUUAAGAGGUAUUUUUAAACUUUGGUCCUAUUUUCCGUAUUUCUUUUUUCAUGUCUGCAUCCUCAAGGCUGGCCCAUGAACAGACAAGUUUUCACAAGUACCCAAAUCUAUUUCAUGGCUGUGCUAUUGACCGCCUGUUAGUGUGUCCGAGUGUGUGUAUCUGUGAGAUGGAUGUGAAUUUGUGUGCGUUUCCCCUCAUGAGCUCCUCACUGUUUGAACAGAGCCGAGAGGGCACCGGUGUUUACCGGACAAACCCCCUAAAACAGCCUACUACAACCUCCUAUGACUGCAACCUCUCACAACAUCCCUAAUCCCAGCUCAUCUAGAAUCAACUAUUGUUUUCUCAUAUACACUAAUGAGCCUGAGAAUCCAAAAAGCAUUUUACCUGAGGAGGUCAUCUGUAUGUGUUUUACAACAGGAUUUGCAUACUAUGAUUGAAAGGUUCAAAUCGAAGGGUUUCAACGUGUGGCAAAACAAAAAACUGCUGCUUGGCUGUGCCAGGAUAUCAUGCUAGAAACUAAUCAAGUGCCUUCGGUUUUGUUUCUUGGACAAAAAAAACGUGUUUGUGUCGUUUUACACUAGAUAUCAUGAAUCAUAUUUGACAACACUUUCUUUUACUUACAUGUUUCAUUAAUCAAAGUUUAUUUCUUUCAAAGGUUUUAUAAAAAUAUAUAUUAUGUUGGGUUUUGUUGUUUUAAGAAGCCUAGCCUCUUUGUGUCAGUUUUAUUUAAGCCUGAUUUUGUUUCUUGAGGGUUGUGGCAUUCAUGUGUGAUCAGAAUGUUUUUUUUUCUGUUUGUUUUUUUGCCUUACUGAUUUAUACAGAACAACUAUUCUGAAAGAGCUGCCUUUGAGUAACAUGAAAUAAUUGACAGAAACACUGAAUAGAUUGAAGUCGUCGUUUCUGUUUUACUAUAAUCAGAAAUGAUCGUUUGGUGGAAGUCUGUUUUUUUUUAUACAGAUAUCUAUUUUUAUCUUACAAUUUUAGUAUGUUUUUGCAUACUGUAUUUAGUAAAAAAAAAUAUCUCAACCUUCAGCCAAAACUAGGAACAAAAUAUCAAGGGCACUUUCAUCAACUAUUUAAACAAAACAAAAAAAGCUUGGCUUUUUAAACAGACAUCACUUUAUGAGCUCCAAUAAAGGUUUGUGCCAGUUAUAUUGAUGCUGUUUGGUGCUAAGACAGAGAUUGGGCAGAAAUAGGAAGGUUCUGUUAAGUUUUAGAAGGGUAGAUGAGCACGUCUUGAGGGUUAGUGGUGUUGAGUAGCUGUUAGCUUGAACUUGAUCAAUAUGAAUGAUAGAGUAGACUUUAAAGGAAACAAUCAGUUCUGUCAGGAUUUCAUUCAAUGAGGCUUCCAAAGAUUCUUUUCUCUUUAAAAUUAAAGGGCAACUAAAAGUAAUUUAUCAUACUUUAUAUGUACACGUAAGGCAUAAGCUACUGAGAAAAGGUCUAAUUGAUUUGUCAGGGGAUUUUUAAUGACUCAUGAUUCGACGAGCCCUCUUAUGCUGGUUCUGAUCAAUACUAAAGACACAAAGCAGGUUACCUAGAACGGUCUUUUGCUACAUGGUUUACAUCAUUCAGCAGUAGUGGAACGCUACAGGAACUUCAGAUUAUAAAUUCCCUGCAGAUGCUUUGCAUAUAGCCAUUCAAUAUGAAUAUUUACUUGUGUUUACAAUAUGGUUAACUUAACACUACACAAUCUUCGCUCAAUGACUGGCCCAUGCUCUAAAUGUAUUUUUGUUUUUAUGGUUUAUUUGAGUGAUAUUCUGUGGUCUGUUGGCAUGAAUACACUGCUAAGGUGUAUAACUCAAUUGCCCCAGUAAGGAAAAUGAUGUUCAAGUUUUAUGAUCAAAACUGGCAAGCUAGGCCAUAGUAAUCAAAGUUAGAGUUUCUAGAGAAAAUAAACGUGGAAAUAAAAGAGAAAUAUCUAUUUUUGCAAACAUAGUAUUGAUGGCAGACUCUAGUGGGGUAAAACAGUGUUGGAGAGAGCAAUGCAACAAAAUGUUUUUAUGAAUUGUGAGUACAGUGCUGGUAUUGCACGUUUAUAAAACAUUGAGUCAAAUGUAUUUGUCACUUAAACAUGAUUUUAUGCUUGCUUAGUGUGCACCUGCUCAGAUUAUAUAGUAAAUGUUUACUUUUUUUUUUGUAGUGGUAGUACUAAUCACACAAGUUAAUGGAUUGGUAUUUAGUUUUCUUUAAAUGCACCCAGAAUGAAUUUAUAUACAUUUAUUAUUCUCUCUCUCUGUUUUUUUUUUUUUUAAUCAAUGUAUGUGCAUGUACUUUAGAACCUUAAGUUCUGUUUCAUUGUAUCUCUUUACAUAUUACUUUGAAAUUGGCCUGGAAUAAAGUAUAUACUUU